This is a messenger RNA of Panicum hallii, 1743 nucleotides long. RefSeq names its product protein O-glucosyltransferase 1-like. Lineage: Eukaryota; Viridiplantae; Streptophyta; Magnoliopsida; Poales; Poaceae. Bases 82 to 1707 code for a protein of 541 amino acids. The record is from RefSeq and is a predicted model, not a curated record. The transcript has 5 exons.
CAAACCAAAGAGAGAUCCUGGGUAGCUGGCUAGUGCAGCAGAAUUAUUCGGCUCCUCUCGUUUCGUGGCGUGUGAUCGACCAUGAAGGGCACCGUGUUCCCGGCGACGUCGUCGGGGGAGCAGGACGAGGAGGGGGCGCCGUUGGUGCCACCGGCGACGGAGGAGAUUGCUGAGGAGGUCGGGGCGCCGCCGUGCAAGGACGGCGACGCUCCGGUGGCGCGGCUGCCGACCGGGUGGUCGUUGUCGUCGUUGGGGGCGGUGUUGCGGACGAGGGGCGUGGGGUCCGUCAUGGUCGGCCUCGUCCUCCUUGCCUUGCUGCUUGGCGCGCGCAGAUGGAUCGACCUCGACGCUUCGUCACUACUAGGCAACACGGUCAGCAUCGGCGCCGGCCAACGGCGGCGUCACCACAGCAACUCUACGGCGCCUCCCGUGCCCAUAGCAUUCACCUGCGGCAACCAGACGUCACCGCAGCCACCGAAAUGCCCUGGAACACCAGGUCCGCCGCUGCCGGCUGGUGGCCCGGGGCCGUCAUGCCCGGACUACUUCCGCUACAUCCACGACGAUCUGCGGCCAUGGCGUGACGCGGGCAUCACGCGGGAGGCGGUGGAGCGCGCACGGCGGCACGCCUACUUCCGGCUGGUGGUCGUGGGCGGGCGCGCGUACGUGGAAACGUACCAACGCGCGUACCAGACCCGGGACGUGUUCACGCAGUGGGGCAUCCUGCAGCUCAUCCGCCGCUACCCCGGCCGCGUCCCGGACCUGGACAUCAUGUUUGCCUGCGACGACCCCGGCCAGGUGCGCGCUGCCGACUUCCCGACGCCGUCGGAGGCGCCGCCCGUGUUCCGGUACUGCAAGGACGCGUCGACGCUCGACGUCGUGUUCCCGGACUGGUCCUUCUGGGGAUGGCCGGAGGUGGGCAUCCGGCCCUGGACGCAGAUGCUGGAGGAGGUAAGGCAGGAGAGCGAGCGCGUGCGGUGGCCGGAGAGGCAGCCCUACGCGUUCUGGAAGGGCAACCCCGAAGGGUACCGCAUUCGCCACGAGCUCCUGAGUUGCAACCCCUCCAACGGCCAAGAAUGGAACGCCCGCAUCUUCACCCAGAACUGGAAUCAUGCAAUUCAAAACGGGUUCAAAGAUUCAAGAAUACCUAAGCAAUGCAUAUACAGGUACAAAGUGUACGUGGAGGGAAACGCAUGGUCAGUGAGCGAGAAGUACAUACUGGCAUGCGACUCACCGGUGCUGUUCAUCACGACGCCCUUCCAAGACAUCCUGUCUAGGGGCCUCAUCGCCGGCAAGCAUUACUGGCCCAUCAACCGGGAGCAUGUCUGCAAGUCCAUCAAGUUCGCCGUCAACUGGGGCAACGAGCACCCGACGCAGGUGCAGCUCAUUGGCGAGCAGGGCAGCCGGUUCGUGAGGGACGAGAUGAGCAUGGACUACAUCUACGACUACAUGCUCCACCUGCUCACUGAGUAUGCCAAGUUGCUCCGGUACAAGCCCACCGUACCAGAGAAGGCCGUUGAGAUCUGCACCGAGUCCAUGGCAUGCCCUGCCCAGGGCCUACACCGGGACUGCAUGAUGGACUCUAUGGAGAGGCAUGUCGCCAGCUUCGAACCGUGCACCCUGCCACCACCGUUCACCCCAGAGGAGGCCAAGGAGAUAGCAGAAAGAGAGAAGGAGGUGCUGAGGAACGUAGAGAACAUGGAAUGCUAGCUGAAAUCUGACAGUAUACAAUUUGAUGCAACUGAG